GGAAGAGUGACUGACUGAGCAAGACCAAGAAAGAAAGUAGCACCGUUCGUCGCCUGUGAUUUCUGCACUUCACUCCCGUUGCUGUUCAUUUCCGAUCUCAGGAAAAUGUCUGCGAUCUUCCGUCGACUGGCUUCGAAAUCCGCCACCCCUACUCGGGCGUCUCCUGGUGGCGGAGGAGGAAGAUCACUCUUCAAGCGACUCCGUCUCCCCAUCGGCGUUGCAGUUGCUGCUGCGACUGGAGUGGCCUACUUCUGCUACGACGACACUCCGAUUACAGUUCAUGGACUGGUUGAGGUUCACCUGAAGGAACCAAGCGAAGAGAAUGCUCCGCAAGUUGUUCUCGAUCCGAAGAAGCAGACUGAAUUCAAGAUUCAAGACACUGCAACUGCUAGUCACAACAUUGAUUUGUACAGGCUUACUGUGAAUUACUCUAAGAAGCAUGGUUUGAAUGUUGCUGCAUCCCCCAUUGAAAGGAACGCUCCAGACUCAGAUCCAGCAGUUGAGGAAGACUAUGGCCUACUGAUCAAGCUUUUUCCUGGUCCUGAGAUGAGUCGGCGUACUGCUAGCUGGAAGGGUGCUCAUACUCUCGAGGCGAAAGGGGAAAUUGAGGAGUGAUCUACACUCCAACGUCGAAUCAGUAAUGAUAUAAUCAGCGGGAAAUGUAGAGAGUAAAGGUACAGAGAGUGUUUAGGACAGUGGGUGAUACUUCAAAAUGAAGAGGGAAAGAGUUCUAUACGUUUAAGAAGGCUUUAUAUAGACACGGAGUUAAAACAGUUUUCUCGAACGUUGAUUGGGCUCCGAACACUCCUUGUGUUGGGCCCAAAAGUAUCCACUGAUCUGAGCCAUAAUUUCUUAACUGGAUGUGAAAUUUUAUUCAUAUAUAUAUGUUUUAAUUUGCAAAAC
This is a messenger RNA of Linum tenue, 903 nucleotides long. NCBI's taxonomy places the organism in Eukaryota, Viridiplantae, Streptophyta, Magnoliopsida, Malpighiales, Linaceae. The record is from the annotation of a GenBank genome assembly.